AUGAUAAGAAAUAACCAUUUGACCCAGUUGGACUUGGACUCAAGUUCCACUGAGAAGCUUCUUCUAAUUGAUCUCUCAGACAACCAAUUCGAGCGCCUGAUGCAUGUCGGUGGUCCCUUUCCCCAGCUUCGCAGUUUAAUACUAAGAUCAAACAGGCUAUCGAAGCUCGGUAAGAAAGACAUUUUUCCGAUAUGUCCGUAUUUGAUUAAUUUGAGUAACUUGUUCACCACGCUUUAG
Messenger RNA from Protopolystoma xenopodis, 237 nucleotides. The record is from the annotation of a GenBank genome assembly. NCBI's taxonomy places the organism in Eukaryota, Metazoa, Platyhelminthes, Monogenea, Polystomatidea, Polystomatidae.